AUCAGUCAUCCAAACCAGAAAACAACAGAACAUAUCAUCAGAAGAGAAAAUGGCUCUGAAGAAGAGGAAAGUAAGCAGAACAAGUUUACAAAAGUGGAAUCCACUUCUGAGAUCUUCAAAGAUGGGAAAGGAAAGAAAACUAGAACAGUGCUGACCAUUGGAGAAACUGGUAUAGGAAAAUCUUUUCACAUGCUAAAAUUUAUAAAAGAAUGGGCUAAAAAGGAAAAUGAUAACAGGUCAGUUUUCAGCUGGAUCAAAGCUAAAGUCUCUGUUCAGGCAAAACCUGUAGAACUUUUGUUUCUAAUUGACUUCUCAAAACUCAACUCGAUAAAAAAUAAAAACAUCAGUUUGUUUGGGCUUCUUAAUCACUUAUUUGAGGAGACCAAAAAUAUCCUCAUCUCUGACUAUUCCCAGUUAAAUAUUGUAUUUCUUUUGGAUGGACUUGAUGCAUAUCAACAUUGUUUCAACUUUGAAAACAGUCAAAUCUUGACUGAUGUCAGAGAACCAUCCUCAGUCGACGUGUUACUAGUAAACCUUAUCAGAGGAAACCUGCUUCCUAAGGCCCAGAUCUGGAUAACCUCUCAGCCUCCAGCUGCUGAGAAAAUCCCUGAUGGCAUCAUUGACAGACUGACAGAAAUACGAGAGAUACCUCAUAUCACAAGUCAAAGAAAACUCAAAAGACAACUAAAAGAUCAGUUUACCAGUGUGUCUGAAGGGAUUGAUGGACAGAAGACCUCAGCUCUUCUCAACGAGGUUUUCACUGACCUCUACAUCAUAGAAGGAGAGAAUGCUCAAAAUGAAGCCAUGCAAGUUCAGGAUGCAAAGUUCAAAACAGCAAAUGAAAAAACAUCUAUUAAAUACUGUGACAUCUUCAAACCAGCAAAUAGUAAUCAAAACAUUAGGACUGUCCUUACCAUUGGAGUGGCAGGAAUAGGAAAAACAUUUGCCUCAAUGAAGUACAUACUUGACUGGGCAGAGGGCAAAGUAACAGAAAACUUUUUUUUCAUUUUUCCACUUCCUUUCCGAGAGCUAAAUCUGAGAGCAGAUAAAGAACACAGUUUUGAAGAUCUCAUUCAUCAGUUCUUCCCAGCAUUGAGGACAUCUGAAAUAACUGAUUAUGACAAGUACAAGAUUCUGAUUGUUCUGGAUGGUUUUGAUGAAUGUCGUCUUGAUCUUGAGUUCAAAACCAUAAAUAAAUGUAGUGAUGUCACAACAACAACCUCAAUGAAUGUUCUGCUGUCAAAUCUCAUCCUGGGAAAUUUGCUCCCUAAAGCUCAAAUCUGGAUCACCUCUCAACCUGCAGCAUCCAACAACAUUCCUCCAGAAAAGGUUGAUCGAAUGACAGAAGUGAGAGGAUUUAAUGAUGAGCAAAAGAAAAAAUAUUACAUGAAACGAUUCACUGAGGUGAAGGUGGCUGAAAAAAUCUGGUCGUUUGUGAAGAAAUCAAGAAUACUUAACAUAAUGUGCCACAUCCCUAUUUUCUGUUUCAUCACAUCAAAGGUUUUGGAGGACUUUGUUAAAAGAAAUCAAGAUGAUGAACUGCCAAAAACUCUGACUUACAUGUACACACAUUUCCUUUUGCUCCAGCGCAGACAGACAAAAGUUAAAUAUAAUACAGAUCAGUCAACAUCUCGAACAGAGACAUUCAGUGAUAAAUCUAAUAAUGAAACAAUCCUAUCUUUGGGGAAGCUUGCUUUCAAAGGACUAGAGGAGAAGAACCUUCUCUUUACUGAAGAAGACUUGACCACUUGUGGGACUGAUGUAACCAAAGCUGCUGUUUUCUCUGGGUUGUUAACUCAGAUCAAACGAGCAAAUCAUGAGCUAUACCAACAGAAGCUGUUUUGCUUUCUCCAUAAAAGCAUUCAAGAGUUCAUGGCAGCUCUCCAUGUCUUCUACUCAUUUACUAACAAAGGGGAAAAUGUGUUCACAGAAUCCACCUCAGCAACCUCUGACCUUACUGCCUCAGAGUUUUAUAAGAAAGCAGUGGACAAGGCUUUUGAGAAUGAACAUGGGGACUGGGACAUGUUCCUUCGCUUCCUAGUGGGUCUCUCUCGGGAAUCUAAUCAGGAUCUGCUUCAAGAUCUGAUGGAUAAGAGUGAAAAACACAAAGAUACUAGUAAGGAAACAGCAGAGUACAUCAAGAAGAAGAUCAGAGAGAACAACAGUGACUCAGAGGAAAAUCGUAAUCUUUUCCACUGUCUUGAUGAGUUGAAUGACCACACCCUUGUUCAAGAAGUCAAAAAUUAUCUUAAUUCAGAAGAAAAACCUUUUGAAAAUUUCACUGCUUCUCAGUGGUCAGCUUUAAACUUUGUGCUGCUGACAUCAGAUGAAAACCUUGAAGUGUUUGAUCUUAAGAAAUACCUGAAAUCAGAGAAAGUUCUUCUGGGAAUGAUGCCAGUGGUCAAAGUCUCAAACACCACUUUACUGAGUUGGUGUGAACUCUCUGAAGAAUCUUGCAGUGGUCUGACAUCAUCAGUCCUAAGCAAACCAUCCUCAAAUCUCACAUUGUUGGACCUGAGUCAUAAUGAUUUGAAGGAUGCUGGAGUGAUGCGACUUGCUGAUGGGUUGAAACAUGUGAACUGUAAACUGGAGACUCUCAAGUUGGCAGGAUGUCAGGUGACAGAGGAAGGCUGCAUUUCUCUGGCUGAAGCUAUUGAGUCCAAUAGACUCUCAUCUCUUAAACACUUGGACCUGAGUUAUAAUCACCUUAGAGACAAAGGGAUGAGGGCUCUCAAUGCAAUAGUUGAGGAUCCAGACAAGAGACUUGAGACAGUGAACUUUAACCAUGAAGGAAAAUGUCGACUAAAACCUGGUUGGAGUAAAUAUGGAGCAGAUCUUAUGUUUGAUAAAAACUCAGCAAGCAGACGACUUGUUCUGACUGAAAACAACAAAAAGGCAAUAACUCAUAAUGAUGUCAAGAAGCUGGAAAUGCGAAAUACAAGUGACGAAAGGUUCAAGAGGACCCAGGUAUUUUGUGAUGAAGGCCUGCAACGACUUUGUUACUGGGAAGUGGAAUGGAAAGGCAUGGUGGGAAUUGCUGUGGCAUAUAAAGAUCUGGGUCGAGGCCAGGGUAGUGAUAGUGGUCUGGGAACCAAUGACAAGUCCUGGAGUCUGCUCUGCUCCAAGGAUGGAUACAAAGCCAUGCAUAAAAACACAAAAAAAGAAAUCAAAGUCCCAACUUGCAACAAAAUAGGUGUGUUUCUUGACUGGCAGGGAGGAACUCUAAGUUACUACAGUAUAUCAUCAGAAGAGCGGAGCUUGAUCCAUACAUUCAAAGCAAAAUUCACAGCAGAGCUUUUUCCAGCCUUCUGGUUUGAGAAAGGAUCUGUGACUUUGUGUGACCUGUAGAUUUAUGAGAGCACAAGUUGGAAAGACUGUAAGCACUUAGAGCAGUGUGAAAAAGUGUUUGUCCCCUUUCUGUUUUCAUGUUUUUUCUUUUUGCAUAUUU
Poecilia reticulata (guppy) is the source of this 3448-nucleotide messenger RNA. RefSeq names its product NLR family CARD domain-containing protein 3-like. Gene Ontology annotation, molecular function: protein binding. NCBI's taxonomy places the organism in Eukaryota, Metazoa, Chordata, Actinopteri, Cyprinodontiformes, Poeciliidae. The record is from RefSeq and is a predicted model, not a curated record.